This is a messenger RNA of Manduca sexta (tobacco hornworm), 2127 nucleotides long. RefSeq names its product heart- and neural crest derivatives-expressed protein 2-like (gene Hand). Gene Ontology annotation, biological process: regulation of transcription by RNA polymerase II; developmental process. Gene Ontology annotation, molecular function: RNA polymerase II transcription regulatory region sequence-specific DNA binding; DNA-binding transcription factor activity, RNA polymerase II-specific; protein dimerization activity. The record is from RefSeq and is a predicted model, not a curated record. The transcript has 8 exons. Lineage: Eukaryota; Metazoa; Arthropoda; Insecta; Lepidoptera; Sphingidae. Bases 326 to 1123 code for a protein of 265 amino acids.
UUCCCACAUCUCGUCUGUGUUAUUUGACAUUUCGUCAUAAAGCGACAGUCGUGUUGUAAAAAGUUUUUAAUCAUAAACAAAAACAUAAAAGGUUACUUUUUCGGUAAAGGAAACAAAAAUAUUAUUCCAAUUUUAUGCGUGAAAAUAGUGAAUAUAAAUAUUGACGUAUUUAAAAUAAAAUUAUUUUUAAACAGUGGCCAGUAAAUAUUUAAAACUAAUACAGGUGUUUAUUGAUUUUUGUGUUUAUGUGGAUUUUUUUCCUUAAAAUUUGUGCCGAUAUGGUGUCUGAAUGAUUUCGUCUUGCAUAUAAAAAAGACCACGCCAGAUGUCCAGCUACGGCAGCAUGUCACCAUCAGACGAGUGCUUCGAGCGAUAUGAGCCGCCAUUCUACUGUCAGCCGUCGCACCAAGGCAGCCCAAUGGAUGGGGGAGUGUACUGGCCGGCCACGAACGCGGAUGGUCAAGAGUUCGAUUCUCAAGACGUAUAUCACGACAACACUCAUUAUAUAGGACGAAAUUAUGGUUACGAAGAGAUGCAAAUAACGAGUAACGAGGCAUUCGACGCGUAUCAUCAUCCUUUACACCACACGUAUGGGCAGAACAGUGCUGGACUCGACUGCGACAUGCAAGCACUCCCUCUACGCUACGACCGCCCCGCGCCGCCCUCCUUCAUCAGAGUAGCUAAACGAAGAACCACAGCCAACAAGAAGGAGAGAAGACGGACUCAGAGUAUAAACACUGCUUUCUCAGAUCUCAGAGAAUGUAUACCUAAUGUGCCGCCGGAUACGAAGUUGUCUAAGAUGGUGAGGAAACGUUCCCAGAGCAUCAACACGGCGUUCUCUAAGUUACGCCAGCACAUACCCCAUGUGCUGCCUGACACUAAGAUGACCAAGAUCAAAACGCUUCGGUUGGCGACCUCCUACAUCUCGUACUUGCUGAAGGUCCUGGAGACGGAUGGAGAGCCCGCGGGAGGGUUCAGAGCCGACCUGCACCACACCCCUCCGAGGAGAAGACCCGCUGAUGCUCAGCAAAGUUCAGCAGAGAAACGGGGGAAAGGAAGAACCGGCUGGCCGCAACAUGUUUGGGCAUUAGAACUGAAGACCGAGCAAAACCUUCAAACAUAACCUCACAGUGAUUUGAAAACAUUCAGGCCCUUUUUCUCUAUGACAAUCGUAAGAGUCGCGUCAGGUUAUAUUUGUGAAAACUUACAAUAUUUAUUGAAAUUAUACUCAAUGCGAUAUAACUCAAUAAAAUAAUGAACUAUUUCAAAAUUAUUAAUUUGUGGCAGACGUCGGAAAACUAAUUUUUGUUUGCUAUCUUUUAUUUUGAAGUUGUUAUAAAUUGAGCUUAUUAAAGAUAGGUAAAUGAAACCUAUAAUAUGAAAAAAAAGGGAAAAAACUAAAAAUUCGCAAACAGGAAUUGGUUGUUUUUUUCCCACAAAUUGGCAGUUUUGGAAUGGGUCAUUAUUUUAUUAAGAGUGCGAAUUAAUAUCCACGGUUGAAGGAUAAUUGACUUAGCGACUUUUUUUUCGAAAAAUUUCAUUUAGCUUAAAAAAACAGAAAAAGAGCUGAUUUAUUUAUGUAUGAAAGUUAGUUUCGCAAAAAAAUUUCGCUUAAAUCAAUUAGCUUACAACCGACGAUAGCUUUGCGUGAAAUAAUGUUUCUGGGAUAAAUAAUACUCUAAAAGACAAUUACGCCUGUUGGAUAUACACAGGCUGAUCCCGGAACGCGAUAAAUACUGACAAAAUAACGCGUGGCAUAGAGAAUCAAGGCCCAAGUAGUCAAUUGCAUUCAAUAGUCAGUGUAGAAAUAUACAGGGUCAUUUUGACGUUGUGUUACUAAAUGAAACCACAUACGAUUCACCCUCGCUGACAUUGUGCCAAAAAUAAUACAUUAAUAACUAAUAUUUGACGAAAAAUCAAGGUUUUAGUGUUUUGAUUUUUUCGUCAUUUUGUAGUUUAAUGCUAAUAUGGCGUUUGCGUGUAUUUCUGACUGAAAGUAUGAUGUCGCUGCGACGAAUUCUCUUAAAGUAGAAGUAGUGGCAUUAGGGCGCGUAAAAUUAAAAUUACUUUUUAUUAAUAUUAAGCGGCGAUAGCCUAGUUGGAUGUGGAACGGUCUGCCAAGACGAA